AUGCCGGACUCUUCAAACGCCUCUACUCAUGUAUGGCGCGAGCGAGCGCGAUACUGGCAGGGUGUUGCUAGCCAACGCCGCCACGAUGCUGCUGAAGCACAAGCAACCGCUGACCAAACCAUCCUGCAGCUCAAUCAGCAGAUCCAACAGCAGCAACAAAACGCCCACAGCGAUAGUGCCACGCAGCUACAACAGACCAUUCUUCACCUCCGCCAGGAGAUCCAGCGUCUAGAGCAGCGAAUUUCUAGCAUCAACAGUGCACAACUUGCAGACGAGCAGACGGUGGAGUCGAACGAAGGUGCUCAACAUGAAAACGACGUUGAAGAGUCCGAGAGCGGUGAACUCGAUGCCGAAGAGCCUGCACUUGGAGAAUCUGGGGCGGACGAUGAAGGGUCUGACAAUGGUAUAGAAGAGCCUGAGAACGGUGAACUCGACAUCGAAGAGCCUGCACUUGAAGAAUCUGGAGUCGACGAUGAAGAGGUUCAGGCGCCCGAGGGGUUUCCAGUACUCACUCAGGUAUCCUUCAGGAUUUCAAGCAUCAUGGUACCGAUCUCCACCAUCCUUCGAGCCGCCAUCAACACCAUACUCUCGGAUCCCCAAGUCCUGUCAGGUGGUGGAUAUGUUGUUGGGGGUCUGAAUGGCAAUUUGGUCCCAACACUAAAUGUACCACCACAGCUAUUGACCGCCAGCCAACAACAGCCGGUGCCUCCGGCUUCCCAGUCACACGGGACGAACGCUCAAAAUGUCCAAGACGAGCCUCGCAUCCCAGCUGAGUACCUGCAGCGCAUUCGAGAUGUGCUUGACCGAGCGGAGAUCCCCUUCAUGGGCACGAAUGCGUUGCAGAUCAGUGCAGAAGCGUUGCCAGCGACACCUCCUCCGUCCCUCCACCGAGGCCCACACGCUUACGAUACCAUCAAGUGGUCUUCGAAAGCCAUGCCCACUCGAGACGAAGACGAUCUAUCCUGCAGUAUAUGUCGCAUGGAGUACGUGGUAGGCGAGACAGUCUGCAUCUUGCCAUGCGCUGGUCGUCACCACUUUCACCAAGAGUGUAUCAAGAACUGGCAUAAAGAGGCUUCAUUGGAUUGUGCCAUGUGUCGUGCAAAAUUUGUCUGGCGACUGCAGGAGAAGCUGCCGGCCAGUGUCGAGUUCUGA
Messenger RNA from Cyphellophora europaea CBS 101466, 1152 nucleotides. RefSeq lists its product as uncharacterized. The transcript has a single exon. The coding region runs from base 1 to 1152 and encodes 383 amino acids. NCBI's taxonomy places the organism in Eukaryota, Fungi, Ascomycota, Eurotiomycetes, Chaetothyriales, Cyphellophoraceae. The record is from RefSeq and is a predicted model, not a curated record.